CGGACAAAGAACUGAAGAUUCUCCGAUUUCUAUUUCUCACUCUCUUGCGCCGGAAAAACGCCGUAAAACCACGAAAUCAUGGGUGAGAAGAGGAAGCGAGGCAGGAAACCUAAAGUCCCAGCAACCACAGAAACAAUGGACUUCCAACGCGCCGUCACCCAAAAUGAUUCUGUUUCGGUCCCCACCACCACCCAGAACGAUACUGUUUCGCCCCCCGACGCUGAACCUAGCGCCACCGCCAACAACCCACCACCCUCUCGCCGCGGCCGUGGCAGACCCAGAAAAGCCGGUGCCCACGCGGAGGAUACGGAGCCCUACGCGGCAUCCCCGGAGCGGAGGCCCUUUCACAACGGAGGAGCAUCGUCGUCAAAUGGCGUUCUUUUGGAGCCCCAGCUGCCCCCGGCGAAUUGGGAGAACGUGGCGAGGGUAGUGCCGGCAAUGGACGCGGUUGUUAAGGUGUUCUGCGUGCAUACUGAGCCUAAUUUCUCGCUUCCGUGGCAAAGAAAACGGCAGUACAGCUCCAACAGUAGCGGGUUUAUCAUAAGUGGCCGGAGAGUGCUGACAAAUGCUCAUUCUGUGGAGCAUUACACCCAAGUGAAGCUAAAGAAGCGUGGUUCGGAUACCAAGUACUUGGCAACUGUUCUAGCUAUCGGUACCGAGUGUGAUAUUGCCUUGUUGACAGUUAGUGAUGAUGAAUUCUGGGAAGGAGUUUCACCUUUGGAGUUUGGAGAUUUGCCAGCACUUCAGGAUGCUGUAACUGUUGUGGGCUACCCACUUGGUGGUGACACUAUAUCUGUAACCAGUGGUGUUGUGUCACGCAUGGAGAUACUAUCCUAUGCCCAUGGCUCAACUGAACUUUUGGGAUUACAGAUUGAUGCAGCUAUAAACUCUGGGAACUCUGGCGGCCCUGCCUUCAAUGAUAAGGGUAAAUGUGUUGGUAUUGCAUUUCAAUCUUUGAAACAUGAAGAUGUGGAGAACAUUGGUUAUGUCAUACCAACACCAGUUAUUAUGCACUUCAUUCAGGAUUAUGAGAAGAAUGGGAAAUAUACAGGGUUCCCAAUCCUUGGAAUUGAGUGGCAAAAGAUGGAAAAUCCUGAUUUACGCAUGGCAAUGGGAAUGAAAUCUGAUCAGAAGGGUGUUCGUAUCAGAAGAAUCGAGCCAACAGCUCCAGAAUCUCAUGUUCUGAAGCCAUCUGAUGUUAUCCUCAGCUUUGAUGGUGUUAAUAUUGCUAAUGAUGGAACAGUUCCAUUCAGGCAUGGGGAGCGCAUAGGUUUUAGUUAUCUUGUUUCUCAAAAGUAUACUGGAGAUACUGCUAUGGUUAAAGUUCUCCGCAAUUCAAAGAUACUUGAGUUCAACAUAAAACUCUCAACACACAAGAGGCUCAUCCCCGCCCACACCAAUGGGAAGCCGCCUUCAUAUUAUAUCAUUGCUGGUUUUGUUUUCACAGCUGUAACCGUCCCGUAUUUGCGAUCUGAGUAUGGCAAGGACUAUGAGUUUGAUGCUCCAGUUAAACUAUUGGAUAAGCAUCUGCAUGCAAUGGCAGAAUCUGUAGAUGAACAGCUUGUUGUUGUAUCACAGGUGCUUGUGGCUGACAUUAAUAUUGGAUAUGAGGAGAUUGUCAAUACUCAGGUGCUUGCUUUUAAUGGCAAACCUGUGAAGAAUCUAAAGAGCUUAGCUGAUAUGGUGGAAAACUGCAAGGACAAAUAUUUGAAAUUUGACCUCGAAUAUCAACAGAUGGUGGUAUUACAAACAAAGACUGCCAAGGCUGCAACUUUAGACAUCCUAACAACACAUUGUAUAUCUUCUGCCAUGUCUGAUGAUCUCAAAACUUAGAAGGUUCAGAGGAUGUGAAGAUCAUUCAUCCGGUCCAGCAUUUCAUGUAUGCUUAUAACAUACUAUUGCGUAACUGAGUUUCAUAACCUUGGAGAGUAGUCAAACUGCUCUGCCUUCACAAUUUCAUGUACUGGUGAAAUUAUGGCCUAGCUGCAUUAGCCCCACGUGCUUCUCAAUAGGGUUGAGUAUGAUCUUUUAGUUUAUUAUAUUAAUACUGAAAUCAAAGAGGAUGUGCAGGUCGUUUUCCCUAGACCUAAAGGUGGGAAUAUUUCUACCUUUCAUUUUGUUCAUUCUGUAGAACCAUAUGAGAGAUACAAUCAUGUAUGGUUAUUAUGGGCAUAUUUUACCAAGGAAACAGUAAUUGCAGCUCUACUUCCCUGGGUGCUU
Rubroshorea leprosula is the source of this 2220-nucleotide messenger RNA. The record is from the annotation of a GenBank genome assembly. Lineage: Eukaryota; Viridiplantae; Streptophyta; Magnoliopsida; Malvales; Dipterocarpaceae.